AUGGAAGUUGAUUUCGGAGAAGCAGGGCUUUUCGGGGAUGCAAAGGAUUGGGGAGGCAAACUGGUUGAUCAAACACAAUCCAUGGAGACAAGGAUCAGCUUUUUCACAGAGGAUCUUCCAAUCAUCCGUAGCUACACAAAACUGCGGCUAAAUCAGCACUGGACGCAAAUGCUUGAUUUCACUGAAGAUGCUGGCGAGUUGCACAUUUCCUGCGGUACAUUCGAGGAGGCCGUGAUCAUAAAGUGCAUGGAUUAUUCACAGAAACAGCUUUGGAAAAAACGCUUCAAUAUUCCCAAGGAAAUCAACCCAAAGACCAUUCGAAUCUUUCUCGGGCGAUACAAAAUUGUUGUCACUGGAGAUUUCAAUGAGGAGCCAAGCUGGUCUGCAGAAGCAUCUCAAACUACGAUUCCAAUCGCUGAAUAUACGAUGGAAGAUUUGCCGUUAGAAGCAUGGCUGUUGAUUUUGAGUCCUUUGAAGGAUUUUGUGAUGGUGAAAUUGUUGACUGAUCUCAAAGUAGCAGAAAUCCGUGAAGCACUUGCUGCCCGACACGAAAGUACGGAGGGCAAGAAAGCUGAACUUCUCCAAAGAUUAUCCGACUGGAUCGAAGACAAUGACUUUGAUCCCGAUACCUACGAUUUUGCUGCUGCUGAUGUCCCCCAGCGAAAACAAUCUUCUGAUGAAUUUUCUAAUUCCGAACCAGAACUGUCUAUUGUCGAAGAAAACGAACAAGUAUCUGCUGCCAUGGACGCAGAGGACAAUGAAGUCCAAGAAAUUCACAAUGACGACGACGAACCCUUGGCAAGAAUCGCUGAUUAUGAAUCUUGCGAGGACGCAGACAGCCAAUGUGAUAAUCUCCAAAUGAAUGAAGACGAAGUUAACCUUGAUGAGCUCGAUUUUUCUGAAGAUAUCCAUCACGAGAGCGAGGAGAUGGAAAUUGACGAAAAUAUGAAGAUCCUUUGGAUCACAAAAGUCAGAAACGAUCUUGAACCAAAAACGGCGGCACGUGCUAUUCGAAAAUUUGGAAUUCGCUGUGGCAUCAAAUUCGCGAAGAAUAAAAACGAGACGGCGAUUUUGCUAUCUUGUGAAUCAUCAAAAGACGCCCAAACUCUCCACAGCAAACUGAAUGGCGAACUCUGCGGGAAUAUUGUGGACAUUUGCGUGCAAGACAACGACCCUACUCGACGAAAAACGCUCAUCGAUCUCACCAACGAGGAUAAAAAUGACGAGCUUGCGGCGCUGAUGAAGAAGAUUGAAGAAAUGGACAAGACGAUCAGCGAAAAACGCAAAAAGAAAAAUGAAACGCAGUCUAAAUACAGAUCUGUUCGCCAGGACAUCUCUAGAAUGAAAAGAAACAUCGACAAUGAUCUUGAAGCGGCCGUGAGAUACACCAAAGAGAAGCGAGAUAAUGAAAGGAAGCUGAUCAGUACGCGCCGGUCCAUCAGAGAUUACAGAGAUGAAAAGAGAGCUGACGAAUCGAAACAGAAAAGACUCACGAGAGAGAAAGCAGAAACGAAGGCCAAGCUGGUCACAGCGCGCAAUAAAAUGAACAAAGCUCUCGAAGAGGAACGAGCAGCUAUGAAAGAUAACGACACCCGAGAAGCUCGAGCAACUGGCGAUGGGAUCCGCGUUUCUGUCCCCAAUGAACCUGACUACAUGCCUGAACCGGAAAAAUUCGAGUCUGAAUACGCCAGAAAGAAAAUGGCUGCUUCAGAGCCCGUUGGAGUAACACGAACAAUUCCUAACGAUGGAAACCCGCACUACGAGCCGAUGAUGCCUAAUCGACGAACCGGAACUGCACCAACUAGAGGUCGAGGGGGAUACUCGGCGCGGGGAACUGUGCCCGGAGCGCGUGGACGAGGCAGUGGACAUUUCAGAGGAAGUAGCAGCCGAGGUCGAGGGGCUCCUCGAGGAAAUUUCAUGCCAGCACGCUCCAAUCCUCGAAAAUUCCAGGAGCCGAUGACUUACUAA
Oikopleura dioica is the source of this 1968-nucleotide messenger RNA. The record is from the annotation of a GenBank genome assembly. Lineage: Eukaryota; Metazoa; Chordata; Appendicularia; Copelata; Oikopleuridae.